Molecule: messenger RNA, 4236 nt
Organism: Felis catus (domestic cat)
Lineage: Eukaryota; Metazoa; Chordata; Mammalia; Carnivora; Felidae
Gene: CA12
Product: carbonic anhydrase 12
Exons: 9
Coding region: 144-1103 (319 amino acids)
Cellular component (GO): plasma membrane
Molecular function (GO): carbonate dehydratase activity; zinc ion binding
Source: RefSeq, a predicted model, not a curated record
GCCCGCGGGGAGCCCGGAGCCCGAAGAGCAGACGUGCUCGCAAGGCGGCGGGGCUUCGCGCACACGGUCCCCAGCGCGGAGAGCCCGGGAGGGGACGGAGCGGCAGCCCAGGCUGCGCUCCCGCCGCGCCCCGACAGCCAGCGAUGCCCCGCAGACUGCAUGCCGCCGCCGUCCUCCUGCUCCUGUGCUUAAACGAACAGCCAGCCGGCCCGGCCCCGCUGCACGGAUCCAAGUGGAGCUAUUUUGGUCCAGAUGGGGAGAAGAGCUGGUCCAAGAAGUACCCAUCAUGUGGGGGCGUGCUGCAGUCCCCAAUAGACCUGCACAGUGACAUCCUCCAGUACGACGCCAGCCUCGUGCCCCUUGGGUUCCAAGGCUACAAUGUUUCUGCUAACGAGCAGUUUCUCCUGAACAACGAUGGCCAUUCAGUGAGGCUGAACCUGCCCUCGGACAUGCACAUCCAGGGCCUCCGGUCCCGCUACAGUGCCGCCCAGCUGCACCUGCACUGGGGGAACCAGAAUGACCCUCACGGCUCCGAGCACACUGUCGGUGGGAAGCACUUUGCUGCUGAGCUGCAUAUUGUCCAUUAUAACUCGGACCUGUAUGCCAACGCCAGCACCGCCAGUAACAAGUCAGAAGGCCUCGCCGUCCUAGCUGUUCUCAUAGAGAUGGGUUCCUUCAAUCCAUCUUAUGACAAGAUCUUCAGGCACCUUCAAGAUGUCAAAUACAAAGGCCAAGAAGUGCUCAUUCCGGGUUUUAGCAUUGAAGAGCUGCUUCCUGAGAGGCCUGACGAAUACUACCGCUACAAAGGCUCCCUGACCACACCUCCUUGCCACCCCACAGUGCUCUGGACGGUUUUCCGGAACCCUGUGCAAAUUUCCCAGGAGCAGCUGCUAGCUUUGGAGACUGCUCUGUACUGCACACAUGUGGAUGACCCAUCCCCCAGAGAGAUGGUCAACAAUUUCCGGCGGGUCCAGAACUUUGACGAGAGGCUGGUGUAUAUCUCUUUCCGACAAGCUUCCUGGUCUGAAAACGUCAUCUGUGAACAAUGGUCCUUCUUAAACACAGAGAACGUAUAUGAUGAUGACUGUCAACUUCUUUUCUAGGAAAGCGCCUCAAAUGUACAGAUCAUCCCUUUGUGAUCUAGUUUGGAUAUAAAUUUCUCUUUUCCCAUUCCUCUAAAUGGAGUAGUAGUCAAGGGUAACUGGAAAAUACUUCAACUCUUCAAUAAAAUACAAAACAAAAAAACUACCUGGAGAUAAGGGACUUGGCCCACAUAGAUAAGGUAGAUCUUAUUUGUGAUUCAAGAUAAUACUCAGAUCUCUUCUCUGGAUUGGUCUAUAUAAGUCACAGGGGAUAUGGUCAUAAAGACUCCCCCUGUAGUCAGAAGACUUAGGUUCAAGGCCUCAAUUUGUUUCCUCCUUGCUGUAUGAUGUAAGCAAAUCAUGUCCCUUCUUUGGCCUUGGCUUAGCCAUAAAAUGAUAGGUUGGACAAGGUGAGCUAAUGUGCUUUCAACGCUAACAUGCUAUAGGAUUCGAAGUGGAUACUAACAACUGCCCAUCCUGACUUUACGUUGCAGGGACAGUGUUUGAGGGCAGUUACAGAGGAUCAGAAGAAACCACACAGGAACUUGAGUCUGACAUCCCAAAGUAACCUCCAUUUGUAACAAUGGACUAUGGCACUGGGAAUAAUUAGCCAUCUUCUUAGACCAGCUCAGGUCUAAGUUGGCCCUCACAGAGUGGGCAGUGCAGUCAGGCUUGUAGCAGAGCGCUUCAGUAGACUCUCCCAGUCUGGCUGGGGAGCUUGAGGGGCCUCUUAGCAGAAGCCUGGAGACCAACUCCAAGCUCAGGACAUCAAGAUCAAAGCCCAAAUGCAGCUUUGCCACUGCCCUUCCUGCACGGCUCACCCAGAACUGUUGCUUCCAAGAGCCCAGGCUGUGCCCAGCUCUCCCCUUGGAGUGAGAAACCCUGGCAGUCCAAGGCAAACCUGUUCAUUUGGAGGCUGAUUAUAGAAACUUGGCUAGAAUUGUCCCCUCCCACUUCUUGAAGACACAGGCAGCUACUGGGGCUGUUUCCCAAGGAACAAUGGGGAGGGCGGCCACAAAGGAGAGAAGCCCCAAACCUCACCCCCCGGGGGCACCUGCAUUUAUGAAGGGCUCUCACACCAACCUGGAGGGGCCUCAGACCAUAACAUGCCAUUUCAGGUUUCUGGAGUGAGCCUGUGUCAGUGUGAACCUUUAGCAAUUGUGCUGAAUUAUCUGUAAACUUCCAUUAAGGCAAACUUGUAAUUAGGGCCUGAUUUAUUCAGAGCUUUCUCUGGAAGUUAACAGGAACUAUGGAGUUGGAACAUUGAGCCAGGAGAAAAGUGAUGUUAAGGAAAUCCUCUAGGAGAGAAAGUGCAAGGACUUUGAGAGUAGGCUCUGAGGUUUAGCCACAUUGGAACAACUGGGACUAAAUCAUUUAACUUUACCAUGCUUCCUCAACUGUGCUUAGAAUAGGAAUAAAGAACUUAAUUUCUGUCCUUAAGAGGUAGUAAUCUGUCCUUAAGGGGUAGUCUAUGAUUUGGCCCUAGGGCAGGGUUUCUUCACCUUGGUGCUAUUGACAUUUUGGUCUGGAUAAUUCUCACUGGGCGGCUGUCCUGUGCAUUGCAUUGCCCUCUCCCCACUAGAUGCCUAUAGCAUCCCCCCACUUUUGAAUGCCAAAAAUGUCUCCAGACAUUGCCAAAUGUCUCCAGGGCAUGAGGGGCAAAAUUGAGAACCACUACCCAGGAAUUACACGAUGAAUUUCCUAGGCCCAUGCUGAUUUUUUUUUUUCACUUAUAUGACAGGAUUCUGGAGUUUUCUAUCAUAUGCCCUGGUCUUUCCUGUAUUACAGCAUGACAUUUUCAAAUUGGUGAUGGUUACCCUUGAAACCGAAAGGUUGUUGGGUUACUAAGGUAGAACAACCAAACUCAAGAGAAACCCUGUUCCUUACCUUCCUUUAGAAUUUGAAUAUACUUGCUUUUUGUAUAAUUGGCUAUGUCCAAGGCCAAGAGAAGUGGACAGGCGAGAACUAUCCACCCUUAAGAGAAGCAUACAAACCCCUUUAUCAGGGUUCCAGAUGCCUCCGAGGCAGCAAUUUGCUUCGGGAACUCGUUAUCAUUUUUCUCCCUCGCUUUUAUACCAUUUUUUCUCUCAUGUGUGUUGUGUUUCUUGUUGCCUUUAGUUAAAAUGACCACUCUUUAUGGAGAGGUGAAAGUCAUGUCAGGCACUUUUUUUUUAAGCUCUUGUGAAAGUGCCUCUUCCAAGGGGUACAAAUGGAGGACUUGAGCUGAAGAGGGGAGACAAGAGCCAUUGCCCUCAAGGUGGGACCCCAGAGAGGGGGGAGACAUCCUGUGGCCAGACCAGAUCUCACAGGAGUCAGAUGCCCUGUGUGAAGAAGGAGAAAGAUGGCACGGGCAGAUUUACAGCCCAGGAGCCUGAUUCUUAGGUCCUUCACGUUGACCUCUUCCAAGCUAAAGAUAGCAACAUUGGGUCCUGACGGUGGUGGAUAAUAAAGCAAGAGCCUAUUGAACCUAAAUGCUAAUGUUAUCUAGUCCUAUUUUUUUUUUUUAAUUUUUUUUUCAACGUUUAUUUAUUUUUGGGACAGAGAGAGACAGAGCAUGAACGGGGGAGGGGCAGAGAGAGAGGGAGACACAGAAUCGGAAACAGGCUCCAGGCUCUGAGCCAUCAGCCCAGAGCCUGACGCGGGGCUCGAACUCACGGACUGCGAGAUCGUGACCUGGCUGAAGUCGGACGCUUAACCGACUGCGCCACCCAGGCGCCCUGAGUCCUAUUUUUAAUAUACCAGGGCCAGGGACACUCGAGGGACAAGGGGAAGCCAAAGAGUUUCUAUAAUCACGUGUUAGUGGGCUUUCGCUGAGCAACUGCAUGUUCCCCACUGCAGAGCCCAGAGCCAGCUGAGGCACUCUUAGACAAGAGCGCUGGACAGUAGUGGGGCAGGGCUUUGACCCGUGCUAAAUCUGUGGAGUCGCACGAUUAGAAUCCGCUUGACCCUUAGAGACCUGGGGAGUUUUAUAAAACCUUUAAAAAGAGGAAAAACUCUUACAAAGCUAAGAUGGCUAAUUAUCUACUUUUUGAGACUAGACUGUAUGCUUUGUGGUUAUCGACCUCUUGUUUCUAAAAGUUCCUAUUUUUAAAUAAAAACUAUUAGAUGGGAAGUAUCAUCAAGUCUACUGAGACAUCCAAAUGAAAGACAGAGG